This is a messenger RNA of Aspergillus sclerotioniger CBS 115572, 3738 nucleotides long. RefSeq names its product ABC1 kinase family protein. Gene Ontology annotation, cellular component: mitochondrion. Bases 1 to 3738 code for a protein of 1245 amino acids. Gene Ontology annotation, biological process: protein phosphorylation. The transcript has 10 exons. Gene Ontology annotation, molecular function: ATP binding; protein kinase activity. The record is from RefSeq and is a predicted model, not a curated record. Lineage: Eukaryota; Fungi; Ascomycota; Eurotiomycetes; Eurotiales; Aspergillaceae.
AUGCACGGCAACGCUCAUCAAGUUGAUCGAUCCCUGACAACCGUCCGAAGUUCCGACAGGAUACAAUGUGCUUCUUCGAGUCAGGCUCUCUCCGAGUUCGCUCUACUGCCACCGGCACUCACGCCCACGGAAACUGAGCCGUUGCCAUCUGAAGAGCAGAAGAUCCUGUUUCACUCCUUGCAAACUUGCCUGCAAAGCGCCGAGGACCUAGAGCUUUCCGAGGCUAUCAAAGACAUCCCCGGUAUUCUUCAGAAGCUGUGGAUAUGCAGAUCCCAUUAUCUAGUAUCAGCCGCAGAGGCUUUGGCGAAUGGCAGCAGAGACCCAUUAUGGCGUGCCUCAUUUGGACAGACUGGAGUUCUAGACUUUUUCCUCCAACUCAUAGCGUCAAAGGAAAUUCUUGAUAACAAGCUCCUCCUCCAUGCGCUACGGCUAAUUGGCAAUUCCUGUGCCGACACUAACGAAAAUAGAGACACUGUAGUGAAAUAUAAUUAUACGUCUGCUAUUCUACUGCACUCGAGCAACCCUGAGCUUAUUCAAGUGGUCAUCCCUGUUCUGUACAACAUAUGCAUCGACUUCGGGCCCGCUCAGACUCAGUUAGCUGCUAAUAAGAUCGUGUAUAUCCUGCUGAGCUUGGUGAAAGAUGGCGCCCUCAGGGAUAACGAUGCUCUACUCGAUUACGUCUUCGAACUCAUCGAGUUGGAAACCCAGGCAUUAGCACAGUCCCGAUUGAAAAUCAAUCAAAUCCUCGCGGAAAUCUCCGCGUCGGCUUCAUUUGCGGAGUGCUAUCCCCUGAAUUCCCCUGUCACACAGUCUCUGAAGAUGUGGCUAACAUCGGAGGAGGACCAGCUGCAGAUAUGCGCCUGCGUUAUUCUGGGUAACUUGGCUCGAUCCGAUGAGAUCUGCGAAAAGAUGAUCCAAGACUUGAAAGUACAUGAAGAAUUGAUAUCAAUCCUCAAAAGUGAUGUUCGAGGCGCGGUCUUACACUCCGCACUUGGAUACCUCAAGAAUCUUGCGAUCGCUGGCAAUAACAGGCUAAUACUUGGAGAAGCUGGUAUCAUUCCGGCGGUUUCACGUCUAUGGCAAUACGAGUCGGUUCCGCAGGUUCAGUUCGCUGCAAUAAGCAUCGCCCGACAGGUAAUCGUAGCAGCGAUGGAUAAUAUAACUCGUCUGCUCGAGCGACUCCCCGCCGGUGAGAAUGACCCAACGAACGAACAGACGUAUCUGUCUUUGCUACUUGCGCUGUUCAAAAAGACCGAUUCAACCCCCAUCAAAACUGAGAUCGGACGAAUUGUAGCUUCCAUAUGCCGCACUCUGGUCCCCAAGUCUCGGGAGGAACAGCCUAUUGCUGUUGCUCUUGUCGAUAGAGCCUUUGACUUGCAUGAGGAUAUCUCACUGCCGGUUGGUGCUAUGAUCACUCAGUCGCAAUGGCCUGUUGUCCGGAGUGAAGGCUGGUUUGCCUUGGCUUUGAUGGCAUCCGAUAAAGCGGGAGCCGCGGCUGUUUCACGAUCCCUGCAAAAAAUGGAGAUUCUUCUGUUGCUCGAGGAGACGUUAUAUCCGAACCCCUCCGAACCCAUGGACGAGACCGAACAAGUGCAAGUACAGAAAGAUCGGGACAACAUUGUUGUCUUGAUGCAGGGGUUAUUGAAGAAUGAUCCUGAUACGCUCCCCGAAUCCCCGAAAUCCACACUCCAGGGGUUGAUGCAUAGCUAUGUCUCCAGACAUGGAAGACCCUCGAAGGGAACCGUUCUUCUCGCUGCCAUGACCCCGGGGGCAUUCCUACAGCUGGCCGAGGAUGGUGAUGAGCAAGAUGAUAAAACAAGCGAGAUGCAGAUGCUGGAAGUCUCGCGCCGUGAGGCGCAAAAGACUGUCGCAGAAGAUGCGCGAGGCUUAGCGAGGCUCUGGCAAUCGCUGUUUGUUUAUGGCUACUAUUAUAUAUAUGAUCCGAUUGCGACGGGCUUCCGAUUUGUUCAUUUAGUUGUAAUCUUCCUCCCCGUCAUCCUUGCGGCUCCGACUCUAUGCUUUGGAAGGCGACUGAAGGACCGUGAGGGAAUACGGACAGGGACACUCUGGUGGUAUAAAUUUCUGGUCCGAUCCAUGGAACGUGCAGGUCCAGCAUUCAUCAAGCUCGGACAGUGGGCGGCCUCCCGUACUGACAUCUUCCCACCGGAACUAUGCGACAUCAUGUCAUCACUCCAUUCCAACGCCCCAGCACACUCAUUGCAUCAGACUAAAAGGACUAUAAGGAAAGCCUUCAACUGGUUGCCGUUCGAGGAUAUAUUCGAGGAAUUCCAAGAAGAACCCUUGGGGGUAGGCGCUAUCGCGCAGGUCUACAAGGCAAAGUUGAAACCUAACCUUGCGGGGACCGAUGACGACUUUAAUCUCCAACCGCACGGUUUACGAGACAAGGUCCGGAAGAAUGUCGGUGCAUUAGUCAAGAGCUCUCCCCAGCGGGUUCCGUCGUCUUAUGUGGCCAUCAAGGUGCUUCAUCCUAGGGUAGAACGCGUGAUACACAGGGAUUUGGAGAUCAUGUCGUUCUUUGCGUCUUUGAUCAAUGCUAUACCUACCUUGAAUUGGCUAUCAUUACCGGAUGAGGUUCAUCAGUUCGGUGAAAUGAUGAAAUUACAACUGGAUCUACGGAUCGAAGCAACCAAUCUCGUCUUGUUCCGUGAGAAGUUCAGGUCCCGGACCACGGCCUGGUUUCCAUACCCAUAUCUGGACUACUCUACCCGUGAGGUGUUGGUGGAGGAGUUUGCACAGGGCAUCCCCCUCUCAACUUUCCUUGACGUCGGUGGAGGCGUUUACCAGGAAGAAAUCGCCAACGAAGGCCUGGAUGCAUUCCUCCAUAUGCUAUUGAUCGACAACUUCGUUCAUGCGGAUCUGCAUCCCGGGAAUAUCAUGGUACGAUUUUACCGGCCGAGCGAACUGGACUUAUCACUGGGAAGCAAGUCUCGCGCAUCGGAUGCACCAACUGCGGCGGAGGUCGACGUUACAGAAUCCGUGCUCGCACGGUUGCGCCCGCAUGCCAAUGAUCGACGCGACUGGAAGAAAGCACUUGACAAGCUAAAUGCUGAAGGCUAUCGACCCCAGCUCAUAUUCAUCGAUACCGGCCUAGUGACUCAGUUGAACGAGCUCAAUCGGAGCAAUUUCAUCGAUCUGUUUCGCGCCAUUGCGGAGUUCGACGGGUUUCGAGCAGGCGAGCUCAUGGUUGAACGGUGCCGCCAACCGGAUGCAGUAAUUGACCCGUAUUAUUUCGCAUUGGGGAUGGAACACCUAGUGUUGAAUGUCAAGUCGCGCACGUUCGCCCUAGGUAGCGUCAAGAUCGGAGACGUACUAAGUGAGGUCCUAGCUUUGGUCCGAAAACAUCACGUUAGACUCGAGGGGGAUUUUGUCAACGUUGUCAUUUCGUGUCUUCUCCUUGAGGGGAUCGGACGCAACCUGGACCCCAACCUCGAUCUUUUCAAGAGUUCCCUCCCCAUUCUGCGGAAACUGGGGUCUAACACUACCUCCUUAAAAUCCGUCCGGUCGGGCGACAUGUCUAUGCUCCGUGUCUGGGUAGGACUUGAAGCGCGUGAACUGCUCCAAAGCAGUUUUGAAAGCGUCGAGAAAUGUAGGUUGUACAAGGAGCGAGAAACACAGAGCCGGGAAGUCGCAUUUUUCCCCCGCUUGUUCGAUGCCGAAGCACAUGUCCAGACGAGUUAUUGCCGCGAGGUGCGACAGAAGACCGGAGUUCGUUGCUAA